AUAUUCGACUCAAAACAUAGACAUUCUUUCAAGUGAUCGGUGUUUUUCUACUAUUUUAAACAUUUUAAAUAGAUUUUCGAGUAUUUUGAGUGAUUAAUUUUAGUUUUUUUAUAAAAGUAUUGUGUGUUAAAAUGGAGAAUAGUGCUGAAAGUUCCGUUGACAUCAAGGGUUUUAAUCUAAACCCUUCCAAUACCAGUAAUCCUCUGCUGGUCCCUGACGAAGCCGGUGUGAAGUUUGAUCCAAAUGCCUUGUAUUAUGACAUGACCGGUGAUAAGUACCUCAUAAUAUUGAACCAGAAAACUUUUAAGAAAACUAUUUAUUUCAGAAACAAGCAGCCAUCAACGAGAAAUGGUACUGAUAAUGACGUGAAGAGUUUGAAAACCAUAUUCGGGGACCUAGGUUUCCAGGUCAUUGUCCACAAAGACCUGGAAUAUUCAGACAUUAUCAAAAACCUAACUGCAAUUGCUACCAAAGAUCACUCGAAGACCUCAUGCAUCUGCAUCACAAUCCUGACUCACGGAGACAAGGGGGGCGAGGUGCACGCAGCAGACCGGCCAUAUUUACUGUCAGAUAUCAUGGCCAUUUUCGAGAAACAGCUGAGCCUCGUCAACAAACCGAAAUUGUUCUUUGUGCAGGCUUGCAGAGGCGCCAACACAGACGCAGGUAACACCGUAGCCCUGGACAGCGAGAGUGUGAUGACUAUACCCACCCACGCUGACUUCCUCGUACUGUGUUCUACUGUGGAAGACCACUUAUCCUACCGAGAUAUGUACGGUUCCUGGAUGAUCCAAGCUCUCUGCCACGUGAUCAAGGAACAUCAUAAGGAGCUGGAUCUCCUUCACAUGAUCACCCUCACGAACAGGAAGGUGGCUUACGAGAGGACCACCUAUACUCCUUCCAAUAUGGCGCUGAACAAUAAAAAACAAAUGCCGGAGACAAGAUUUACUCUCACAAAGUUGUUGAAAUUUUGAGGCAGCUCCGAAGCCUGUGUGCUUCGGAUGUCGCUUUUGUUAGGUAUUUAGGUAAUAAAGUUAGUUUUAAUUGUU
Messenger RNA from Spodoptera frugiperda (fall armyworm), 1046 nucleotides. It is a transcript of the gene ICE, whose product is annotated as caspase-3-like. The transcript is spliced from 6 exons. Gene Ontology annotation, biological process: apoptotic process; proteolysis. Lineage: Eukaryota; Metazoa; Arthropoda; Insecta; Lepidoptera; Noctuidae. Bases 132 to 971 code for a protein of 279 amino acids. Gene Ontology annotation, cellular component: cytoplasm. The record is from RefSeq and is a predicted model, not a curated record.